GGCGAAGAUUCCGCCGCUGCGUUUAGCCGUAAACCGCCCUCCUCUUCCCCAGGAUGGAGAAAUGGUCGGCGGGAGGCCGAGGGCGCUAAGAUGGCGGCCGCACUGAGACCGGCGUUCCGCUCGGUGCGCAUGCGCGGCCCCGCGCUUUGCUCCGCCUUCGGCGCGUUGUUGCUAUAGGAACGGCGUGGGCCGGCGGCAGAGCCGGGAGCCGGAGAGGCUGGGUACGGCCGUGCCAACGCGGGCUCUGAGGGCUCUGCCGCCGGCCUCGGGGCUGGGGGAGGCCGGGCGUUUGUGGUAAAAGGCUGUUAAAGUGAGGCUGUGAGGCUGAAGAGCGCAGUGAUUGAGAGGAAGAGGUGGUGGCAGGGAGACUGUGCAAAGUAAGCAAUGGAGUCAGACAUAAGUGGGAACGAACAUUUUAAAAGCCAGUUUAAAGCUCUUCAGGUACAACAGCAAAGAAGACUACAGAAUCUAAUGGAGAGGAAGAAGGAAAAGCAGAACAGUCAGAAGGGUAACAAUGGCAAUGGAAAGGAGACUUUCAACAUCCCAACUGAUCUAAACUUGUUUGAAACAGAACAACCUGUAACUGAAGAUGACAGUAAAAGAUUGCUUGAGGUUGAGAAUGAAGAACUUCAGGAUCAGCUUCGAGAGAUCCGGGAUGAGAACUGCAGACUAUACAAACUGGUGACAGAGAAAGAUUUUGAAAUAAAGCAACUGCAGAAAAAAAUACAGGAGGAUCGAUUGGCUUUGUCAGGGACGUCUGGUUUAGCGGGGGAUGUUGCAGCUACUAAAAUAGUUGAACUGGCCAAAAAGAACCGUGAGAUAAUUGCCGAGACUGAGAGUGAAAAAGCCAAAGUGAAGCAAUUGAAUAACAAAGUCAGAGAGCUGGAGAGAGAACUACAGGCAGCUGUGGAAAAAAUACAUUCUCUUGGUGGCAGUGAUGCAGGAAUCAAACAAACAGCUCUGAAGAAGACAGAAGAAAACUUGGCUGAAAGUCCAGAGGUGAAAGCAUUGCAAGAAAAAUUAACUACAGCCAACUUCAAAGUGCUGGAGUAUCGUAACCAGCUGCAAUCUGCAAAACAGGAACUGAAGAUGACCCAAAAGCUCUUAGCAAAUGAAGUUGGUGAGGAUGUGAAUAUCCAAAGUCUCUUGACCAAUUCUGGCAGCUGGCGUGGACGAGCCCAGCAAAUCCUUGUUCUCCAAAGCAAGGUUAGAGAGCUGGAGAAUCAGUUGGGUCAAAACAAGAGCAGAACAUUACUGAGUGAAACGGAUGAGGAGCUGCUGGCUCUUACUGACCUGAGGAAGCUGUCAGCCCAAGAGAAGAACUUGCUGAAAAUUCGCAGUUUGGAAAAAGAAAGGAAAGAAGCCUUGGAGAAACUCACUGUGGAACAUGAUGCUCUCAAAAAAAAUCAUGAGGAAGUGAAAAAAAACCUCGAUGCAACAAAAGCCAGGAACAAAGUGCUGUGCAGCGAAGUGAAAACCUUGAAGGGACAGAUCAUAACCCUGCUGGAGAAAGGAAAACACGAUGAUGAGCUCAUAGAUGCCUUACUGAGCCAGCAGAAACAAAUGCAGGAAAUCUUAAAGCACCUGAGCCAGCAGGACGAGAAGAACAAAGAAUCCCAGCAGUUGCUAGGACAGCACUUGAACAAUGAGGCUCAGAAACAAAACUGCCUUAUAGAGCAGCUCAGGCAGAUGGUGGCUGAACGAGAAGCAAAGGUUAAAGAGCUGGAAGAGGAGAUUGGGCAACUUGCACUUCAGAAGAAAUCUGCCCAUCAAGGGGACAAUUCAGGAGCUGUUGUUACACCACCCUGUGCACACUCAGAAGAUCUACGUUUUUCUGGGCUUAAGCCCCUGACAUCAGCCAGUGAUCAGGUUGGAAGGAGUGCAUCUGCUCGCACGGUGUCCAAGAUGGGUCAUAUGCUUAUAGAAUCAGCAGCUACCAAACCUUCCCUUCUCAGUAGCAACAUCACACCUGGAAGGUUUGCUGGCAUUGACAGCCUGGAUUUCAAAGUGCUGCAAAUGCAGAUCACAGAGCACAAGGCCCUGUGCCAGGCUGCAGAAGUGGAGAGAGACAGGCUCCUGGAACUGGUCGCUGUGCUGCAGAAAAGGAUAGAAGAAGGCAGUGAUAAAGUCUUGGAAGCUGAGAAGAGACUUCAGGAAGAGCGGCGGCGAUGUGUCAUUUUGGAGCAGCAGCUUGAAAAACUACAAAUGGAUCCAGGGAGGCUCACAAGUACACAGAAACCUCCUCUGAAAAACAAAACAGGUCAUUCUGCUGGUCAGUCAAGGCUGUCCUUGAACAUGAGUGAUAGGAAGGAGCUCUCUGCAGCCCAGCUGUCCAAGCUGCCUAUGGAAUCACAGAUAGAGGAGCUCAGCACAAGGCUUGUGAUCCAGCUGGAUGAGAAUGAAGCUCUGAAGGCUGCUUUGGAAACUACUGUGAGAAAGAAAGAGGAGGACUUUAAGCUGUACCAAGACACAAUGGACCAAGUGAAGGAUAUCUUUCUGCAGGCCAUUCGGCAGCAGAAACAAGAGAAGAGUUAAGCAAGAUAAUCAGAGCCCUCUGAACUGCAAAGAAAGGAGAGAGGCCAGGAGUUGUGCCCAUGGAUUGAAAUGCACUGUAGUUUUGCAUGUCAUGUCUUCAGCUUUUGCAGGAGAGAAGGAGAGAUGGAGAUGGAAUACAGAAAGACUGAAGAUUUUGCAUGUUGGCAAAUUCAGGCUGUAGAAGUUAGCAAGCAGGUGGCUCCCAGGCUACACAUGCCAGAGUUUGGUGCAUGUAGAGAGCUGCAAUUCUGCAGUGUGGUUUUGGACAAAGCCUCCCUAGUUUCAUUUAAGAGAGGGCUCGAUAUCCUUUACACUGCUGCCUUUAUCAGCAUAUGAAGGAAUUUGCCUUACAACAGUUAUGCAAGCCCCCUUCCAAAGCUCUGCCAGCAGCAAACCAAGUUCUGUUGUUAUCAGCACACUGACACUGGUCUGCCUAAGGCUGUCUGUAGCACUUUAGUGCUGAGGAAUUGGUUAGCCUAGCCUGAGAAUAUCUGCAAAUGCACUUUGUAGGCUCUCUAUUGACCAUCCCAGCUUCUUUCUUUGCUUGAACAUAAUGGCAGAGGAGGUUUCUGAAACUCAGUAGACUUUCCACUGGAAAAGAAAACUUUGUGGAGUGCUCCUCCAAUCAGUAAGACUUACCUUAAAUGCAGCUCCCUGUAAUAACUCAUUCCAUAUGAAACUGGCCAUCUGGGUUCUGAAUUCCCCAAUUUCUCUGCAGCCAUCCAUCAGGCAGGAGUUGUUCUCAUUAGAAAGAAGUGCUGGUGGAAGCAGGCAGCUUUAUUACAGUAGAGUAGGGACUUUUGAAAGCGCUGAAAACUCUUACGUCUCUGUCCUUUUCUCUUGCAGCAGGAUGAGAGCACCAAAUGCAAGCUAAUAAGGCAUUAGCAUGCAGCCUGCCAGCAGAGAGCUAGCCUUGGGGAUUACAAGCAAAUAGAGAGCUAGUCAUUUUUUGAAUAGUGCUGCCUUGUUUCUCAGAUGAAAGUCUUUUGAAAACUCUUCUCUUUCUGCUUUGCUUUGUCAGCCUCUUUUUGUGAGCGUGAAGUUUGUCAGACUUUAACCCCAGCCAUCACCAUCCUGUAGUGGAUUUGUGGACAGGCAAAUCACUGCUCCCUACCCAGCAUGAGCAAAUGGAUCUUUCUACAACAUGUGGGGCCAAAACUGCUCAUUGUCAGAUUCCUCCUGCUCGCUCUGCUGGAAGCACCAGAGGAAAGGCCAUCUUGCAACCCACAAUACACUCCUGUCAGCUGGAGGAGUGGGAAAUUGAGGGUUUGACAAAGUUUUGUCCAAGUGAGCUGCAAGCACUUCCUUUCUGUUCAGCUCCAUCCUGAUGAUGCAUGAUGCAGCACAGACCAAAGGGAAUAAUUCAGCCCACCUCCUAUAGAUAUUUUCAGAGCCUGCAGUAGGGAGAUCACCCAACAACGUGGCCUGAGCUGUGGCAAAACGUGGAGGUUUUGCUAUGCAGAGGCUGCUAAGCUCAGGCUGCCAGCUUGCAGCUGGAGAUUCUGAUUUCGCUUACACAGAAGUGUGAAUCAAUAAUAUUUUCCCGUAAGUACAUAAGAGGAAAACUGCUGUCCUUUCCAAUGUGUGGUUGGUAUUUGUCUCCUGUCCUCAUAAUGCUCUCUAGCAAAAUCCUUCCUGAGGUGGCAGUGAAUCAACCGAUGAAACUCAGAUGAGAAAAUGGGAGUGCUAGAUGUUACAGAACACAUAUGGCUUGAUAGCAUAUGGUACAAACCUCUUAAGUGUUGCAACACUUGUUUCUUUAAGCAUAUGCUUGUUUGGGGUUGCACAGAAGCAUUUUUCUCCCUUUUUUCCUGAUGCACACAACCAGAAGGUGCCUUGAAGAAGGGGGAAGAAGUCAAUCACAGUGAAUGUGCAAUGUGUAAUCUGUCUCCCAUCACAGAGUACUGGGGAUCUGAACUCAGGCCAAAUUCUGCAGACCUUCUCAGUUUUCACCAUAGUUUUGAAAUAAAUUUCCUCUGUACUACCAA
This is a messenger RNA of Meleagris gallopavo (turkey), 4523 nucleotides long. The record is from RefSeq and is a predicted model, not a curated record. NCBI's taxonomy places the organism in Eukaryota, Metazoa, Chordata, Aves, Galliformes, Phasianidae.